UUAUGGGAUAGUGGAGGAGAGGGGGAAUGACUUGAGGCCUAGUUGGUAAACACGGAGUCGGGGCCUGUCUUGCGUCGUCUGCGCUCUCCGGAAGGAAAAAGACAAUGGCGUCUGGGACUGUUGAAAUAAUUAACUCUACCCCUGCGGGAGGGUCGAAUGAUGUAAGCUUGGAGGAACCAAAGAAGAUGACAAGAGAAGACUGGAGGAAAAAGAAGGAACUAGAGGAACAGCGAAAGCUGGGUAAUGCGCCAGCUGAAGUGGAUGAGGAAGGAAAAGAUAUCAACCCUCAUAUUCCUCAGUACAUCUCUUCAGUGCCAUGGUACAUAGAUCCUUCAAAAAGACCUACGUUAAAGCACCAGAGACCUCAGCCAGAGAAGCAGAAAGAGUUUACCUCAUCUGUGGAAUGGUACAAAAGAGGGGUUCAAGAGAAUGCUGUUACAACUAGGUACCGCAAAGGAGCCUGUGAGAACUGUGGUGCAAUGACACAUACAAAGAAAGACUGCUUGGAGAGACCUAGGAAAGUUGGAGCAAAAUUCACAGGCCUUAAUAUUGCAUCAGAUGAACAUGUGCAGCCUACACUAAUGUUUGAUUAUGAUGGGAAGAGAGAUCGUUGGAAUGGUUAUAACCCAGAAGAGCACAUGAAGAUUGUAGAAGAAUAUUCCAAAGUUGACUUGGCUAAACGUACUCUGAAAGCCCAGAAGUUGCAGGAAGAGUUGGCUUCAGGAAAACUGAUGGAGCAGGUGAACUCCCCAAGACACCACUGGGAAGAGGAGGAAUCAAAUUCACAGACAGAAAGAGAUCAUAACAGUGAAGAUGAGGAUGAAGAUAAAUAUGCAGAUGAUAUUGACAUGCCUGGACAGAACUUUGACUCCAAAAGACGUAUUACAGUCCGAAACUUGCGUAUUCGGGAAGACAUUGCUAAAUACUUGAGGAAUCUCGAUCCAAAUUCUGCCUAUUAUGAUCCCAAAACGAGAGCAAUGAGGGAGAAUCCAUAUGCCAAUGCAGGCAAGAAUCCAGACGAAGUCGGUUAUGCAGGUGACAAUUUUGUUCGUUACACUGGAGAUACCAUUUCAAUGGCACAAACUCAGUUGUUUGCUUGGGAGGCUUAUGACAAAGGCUCUGAAGUUCAUCUUCAAGCAGACCCUACAAAACUGGAGCUCCUGUACAAAUCCUUCAAGGUGAAAAAAGAAGAUUUUAAGGAACAGCAGAAAGAAAGCAUCCUAGAAAAGUAUGGAGGACAAGAACAUCUAGACGCUCCACCGGCUGAACUGCUGUUAGCCCAGACAGAAGACUAUGUGGAAUAUUCUAGACACGGAACAGUCAUCAAAGGACAAGAGAAAGCUAUUGUCCGUUCUAAGUAUGAAGAGGAUGUAACUAUCAACAACCACACAUGUAUAUGGGGUUCAUAUUGGAAGGAAGGCAGAUGGGGAUAUAAAUGCUGCCACUCGUUUGUCAAGUAUUCCUAUUGUACAGGAGAAGCCGGGAAAGAAAUCGCUAAUACUGCAUCAGACUUACCAGAGGAAAAACCUACAGAGGAAGAGUAUAUGGCAAAAUCCAAAAUGUUGAUGGAGAUACAUCAAGAAAAACAGAAAGAUGAGAAAAAGAAGAAAAAGAAGAAGCAAAAGAAGAGUCCAAAUUCAGAUAGUGAGGGUGAAGAGAAAAAGAAACAUGAAAAACUGAAAAAGGCAUUAAAUGCAGAAGAGGCUCGUCUCCUCCAGGUUAAAGAAAUCAUGCAGUUAGAUGAGAGGAAGAGGCCAUAUAACAGCAUGUAUGAAACACGGGAGCCUACAGAAGAGGAAAUGGAGGCUUAUAGAAUGAAACGCCAAAGGCCUGAUGAUCCCAUGGCCCCCUUUCUUGGACAGUAAUUAUGUGAAAGACAUUCCAGCACACAGUUCUUGGCUAUUGUAUAUGAUUCUUGGUAAACCAGUAACUGGAACUUUUCUGCCCACGUUUCUGUAAAAAACUGCACAAGUCUGCUUUGCAGAAAUGGCCUGAUUUUUGCCAGGGAAAAGAAGUCUAUGAAUGAAGUUAACGGCUGGUGCUAUAAGCAUGCUAGUGUUUUCUUUUUUUAAAAAAAAGUAUACUUGGUACAGACUUGUACUACUGAAAGGGUAAGUUGAUACCUUCUAAAAUUCAUCGUAACAAGUAACGGGAGAGAGGAACCUAUCAAUUUAGGAAAACAAACUACAUCUAAACCAGUUGGCCAGCAGGUGUCACUGUUACGUAAAAAUUGAUGAAUGUAACACAUAGCCUAUGUCUACACUAGGGACCUUACAGCAGAACAGCUGUAUCGCUGCAGCUGCGCCACUGUAAGAUCUCCUGUGUAGCCGCUCUAUGCCAGCAGGAGAGAGCUCUACACCACCCCCAACAAGCAGCAGUAGUGAUUUCGGCGGGAGCCACUUUUGUCGGUGAAACUUUUGUUGGUUGGGGGGAGGGGGGUAUUUUUUUCACACUCCUGACCGACAAAAGCUUUGCUGACAAAAAUGCUUAUAUAGACAAAGCCUUAAAAGUGGUAGACUGUAACAUCUCUUAAGACUUUUCUUAUGUGUGGCUCAGUAAGGGGGAAAAGUAAUGCUUUAUCAUUUUGAUAAUUUUAGGAAUGCAAAUAUGUGUAAAAACUGAUGUGAUUGGAUGUACAGACUUGGUUGAAUGUAAUAUAAAAGUUAAUGCUGUCUGUUAAUUGGGAAUAUUUGACUCUCUCUUUUCCUGAAGGGUUACAAGAAGCUGAUAUUCUACACAGAGCUUUGAAAUUCUUACUGUGUUUUAGCUAACAAUGUAGCCUUAUAUGCAUACACCCCAUAUGCAAUGCUGAGAUCCCGUGAGAUAAAUUGCAUUUAUCAUGAAACUUUGGCUGCUUCACCUGCUCUGUCACUACUCAUG
Molecule: messenger RNA, 2880 nt
Organism: Emys orbicularis (European pond turtle)
Lineage: Eukaryota; Metazoa; Chordata; Testudines; Emydidae
Gene: SLU7
Product: SLU7 homolog, splicing factor
Exons: 16
Coding region: 105-1865 (586 amino acids)
Biological process (GO): mRNA splicing, via spliceosome
Cellular component (GO): spliceosomal complex
Molecular function (GO): pre-mRNA 3'-splice site binding
Source: RefSeq, a predicted model, not a curated record